Messenger RNA from Talaromyces proteolyticus, 1402 nucleotides. RefSeq names its product putative short-chain dehydrogenase/reductase 2. The transcript has 3 exons. Bases 243 to 1295 code for a protein of 350 amino acids. The record is from RefSeq and is a predicted model, not a curated record. NCBI's taxonomy places the organism in Eukaryota, Fungi, Ascomycota, Eurotiomycetes, Eurotiales, Trichocomaceae. Gene Ontology annotation, molecular function: oxidoreductase activity, acting on the CH-OH group of donors, NAD or NADP as acceptor.
AUGAUUUCAGGAUCGACACCAUUAUGAUCGCGCUUAAUUCUACUUGUGGAAAUACCGAGGCUCAUCAUUGACCCGGCUAGCGCCAUCUCAUCCCUCUACCAAACCCAGCUUCUCCAUACAUGUGUAGCUGCAUGUAGCUAGCUCCUGCGGGGUAGAAAUAUACAAAUUAUAUAAACUAUUAAUUACGUCGCGCCCUCUUUCUUUUCAUCGUCUAAUGUUCAGUAUUUGCUAAUUUCAUCGCCAUGGACUCCGCUAUCAAAACCCUGCAGCAGCACGCUGCUAGCAUCCAGGAGCAAAUUGCUCCUCACAUCACUCCUCUGCUGGAGAAGCUGCCCCCGUCAGUGCAGAACGCCAUUACAUCAACAACCACGCGCAAUAUUAUCGCCUUUGUCGUUGCCUGGAACGUUUUGAAGUCCUUCAACGGCCUUUUGUCAAGCUUUGUCCUCAAUAACUGGACUUCCGACAAGUGGGAUUGGCCACGCGAGGUGGUUUUGAUCACCGGUGGAUGCAGUGGAAUCGGCAAAUAUGUCGUCGAGAAGCUGGCCCGGAGGGGUAUCAAGGUCGUUAUCGUCGAUAUCCAGGAGCCACAGGCUAAAUUACCUGCCAAUGUCUACUUUUACAAGGGCGAUGUCACUUCCACGGACAGCGUCAAGGCAGUCGGUGCCAAAAUCCGCAAGGAGCACGGUGACCCGACGGUGCUGAUCAACAAUGCCGGAAUUGGUCACGAAGGACCUAUCCUCGACAAGCCCGAGGGAGUUAUCCGCAAAGUGUUCGAAGUCAACACCCUGUCUCACUGGUGGACUGUCAAAGAGUUCUUGCCGGCUAUGAUAAAGCGCAACCACGGACACAUCAUCACCAUUGCUAGCGCCGCUAGCUUUUUGGGUCUCGGCGAAAUGACUGAUUACAGCUGCAGCAAGGCCAGUGCUUUGUCGUUCCAUGAAGGUCUCACACAGGAGAUUCGCUUGUGGUAUAAAGCUAAGAAAGUUCGCACAAGUAUCAUCCACCCCAUCUGGGUCAAGACACCCCUCAUCAAGCCCAUCACCGAUUCCGGUGUCAAGUUCCGCCAACCCAUUUUGGAAGUUGAAGAAGUCGGAGACGUUAUUACCAAACACAUUCUGUCUGGUAACAGCGGUCAAGUCAUCAUUCCCAAGAGUAUCAGAAAUGCCGGCCUUGUCCGCGCCCUACCCAACUGGAUUCAAGAAAUUAUCCGUAAUAUUGCUUCCGCUGAUCUGAAGAAGAUUCGCGAAGCUCAGGACGCGGCUUUGGCGGCAGAACAAAAAUCUGGCAAAUCUUAAUUCGUAUUUGUAUGAUUAAGCUGAUGUGUAUGUAACUUUUGCUUGUGGAUAGAGAUUUUCUGAUAAACUGAACCAUAUGAUGAUACCUAUAUAUAUUAAAAUUUCUG